Molecule: messenger RNA, 1572 nt
Organism: Trypanosoma theileri
Lineage: Eukaryota; Euglenozoa; Kinetoplastea; Trypanosomatida; Trypanosomatidae
Product: Protein X92
Exons: 1
Coding region: 1-1572 (523 amino acids)
Source: RefSeq, a predicted model, not a curated record
AUGGAUAUUCUACGUAAAAUCCUGGUAGUGCAACUUUCGCGUGUUGCGACGACUGUCAAUGAUGAUGCCACAGAAUUAGUACAUUCAUGGCAACCUUUGCAGUUUAGACUUUCCAUAACUUUCUCUAAUGAAAAUGGAGAACACUCCCGUGAUGGUGGUGCGUUAAUGGCAAGAAUGGGGGAAAGUGAUUUUGCCUCCUUGUGGCGUAAACUCUUUCACACGGUGCGUAUUGUACCUGUUGUGGUCCAAUCACAGUCAUCAGAGUUGUCAAAUGAGGAUAAAGGGGCAUCUAUACAAUGGCCACAGGAACAAGAAAGAGAAGAAAAAGAAGAAAAGGGAGAAGAGAAAAAAAUAAAGGAACAUGAAAAAGAGGAAUCUAGAGGAGAUAAAUUCUUUUCUUUUGGAACUCCACCGUUUUGGAGUACUACCUCAUCUCCUAUGGAGAGAAAUAGUGCCUUUUCCUCCUCUUCCACCUCCUCUGGGUUAACCGUCGUAGCUGGAAAGAUUCUUACCGUAGUAGAAGGACCUGAUAGUAAUAUAGCUAUUCAAGAAUCUUUAUCCUCUAUCUCUAGUGAACAUUCUACAGAUUUAAAGAAAACGAUUCCUAGUUGUAUAACUUCUGUGUAUAACUUUAAUCAUACCCUACCAGAUUUAGAGAAUUAUAAUGAAACUGUUACUAUUGGUUAUGUACUACUACUUCCUCUCCUAAGUGAAAAAGAAUCCCCUAAUGAAAAGGAAAAGGAGAAGAAAAAUAAAAAGGAUAAUAUUAUUCUUCGUGCAUUAAUAGCAUCAGAAGAACAAUCCAUGAUCUGGUAUAGACCUUCAUCUAUAGUAUUGGGAACUUGUUAUUAUCGAAUGCCAGUUGGUAAAGUUCUACAGUGUACUUCUACCGCGCGACAUACAGCACAUUUAUCUGUUUUAGUAAAUGUUAACGUAAUGAAUAUUAUUUCUGUUCCUAUUUGUAUACAAAAAGCAUCUUUUGAUAUAUUUUCUACCUGGAUUGGAGAUACUCUCGGUAGUCUUUCAAGUGUUCCUUUGUGUUCUGAACAACGAGCUGCCCCACGGGGUGCAGAUUUGAAAGCUUUGGAAUUAUUACGUCAAGCUGUCAUGGUAACUCCUAUAGUAGUAGAUGAUUUUAGUAUUCCUGUACUUUUGGAACCUGGAGAAUCUGUGGGUUUUCAAUUUUCUAUUCGAGUUCAACCUCAUAUGUGUUAUUUACUUGAAUCUCAUUCACUUUUAGAAUUAUAUGGUAAAUUUGUAAAGAGUCCUCCAAAGGAAGUGGCAGAAUUUGAUACUAAAACUUCUUCUUCAAAACCAUCAGUUACAAAUGUCUCUUCCCCUUCUCAAUCUAUUGCGGCAACGGCAAUUGUUUCCCCACCAGAGAGAGUUUCUCGGGAUGAACUUCUUCAGGUAUUAUCAUGGAGUUUUACUUCUCAUGUUUAUGUCUAUUACAAUAUUAUGUCUUCAAGAAAAGAUGCAUGUUAUUCUAUAUCAAAACAAGGGGAUGGAGUAGAUACUCAAUCUGGACUUCAUCUUCGUCAUCCUGUGCGUUGGUCUAUGCUUCUACCAUAA